Molecule: messenger RNA, 435 nt
Organism: Fraxinus pennsylvanica
Lineage: Eukaryota; Viridiplantae; Streptophyta; Magnoliopsida; Lamiales; Oleaceae
Source: the annotation of a GenBank genome assembly
AUGGCGAAUAAAGCUUCAUCCUCGUCUCUUCCUUCCAUCAAUGAAGAUGCCGCUUCCGUAGACGAAGUGCCCUUAUACGGGUCCGAAUCGGGUUGGGUGGAGGCCAGAACACACUGCGAUCACCUUGCUUCCUUGUCACAGGAUCUUACUCAUAUUCCAACCCCGGAUACUCAAUGCAAUAGGUGCCAACAUCCCGAUGAGAAUUGGCUAUGCUUAUGCUGCAAAGAUGUCCUUUGCAGCCGUUUUGUGAACAAGCACAUGCUUGAGCAUUAUCAACAGAGUGACCAUUGUCUGGCACUAAGCUAUAGUGAUUUAUCAGUGUGGUGUUUCUCAUGUGAUGCAUACCUUGACGCUCAAGUGAUAUUGUCCCUGCGCCCUGCUUAUGAAAUUGCAUACUUCCUGAAAUUUGGUGAAGCUCCACCACUUCGGAGUUGA